This is a messenger RNA of Drosophila ficusphila, 425 nucleotides long. RefSeq names its product tenecin-3-like. The record is from RefSeq and is a predicted model, not a curated record. Lineage: Eukaryota; Metazoa; Arthropoda; Insecta; Diptera; Drosophilidae. Bases 31 to 342 code for a protein of 103 amino acids. The transcript has a single exon.
UCCACCGAGCGAGCCAAACUACCGAAGAAAAUGCGUACCUUUACUUUGAUUGCUCUUUUGGCUCUUAUUGCCGUGGCUGCUGCUCAAAGCGGACAGCAAGGUGGACAACAAGGUGGUCAGCAGGACGGCCAGCAAGGAUCCCAGCAAGGAGGACCCCAAGAAAACCAGCAAGGUGGUCAGCAGGGUGGACCUCAGGAUGGCCAGCAGGGUGGACAGCAGCAGGGAGGCCCAGAAGGUCCUUGGGACCUGCCUUCCAAUGGAACAGUACCCUCCAACAGCACAACCUCAACCACUGAGGCCAGCUCCACUGAAGCCAGCACCACUGAGGUGUCUUCAUCCUAGAAUGUGGCCUUUCAUAGUUUAACACGAACUGUAUUGUCUUUUGUUCCUUAACCCUGAUUAAAUAAAAAAUUCUUGCAAGAAAA